AUGGCUCGUCCGCUCCCGUAUACCUUUAUCUCGUGUCCUUGCGCUGAAAUUCCGCUCUCCGGACAGCCUACAAACCGGCUAUCUAGAGAUCUCUCUAGCCUCUCCCUGGCACGGUCCGACGAUGACGACGAUGAAAAGACGUUUGAUCCCAGGUCCCCUCGAGCCAAUUAUUCCCUUUAUCCUCCAGAACACCUUCUAUAUUGCGAGGACUGCCAUCAAAUAAAGUGUCCACGAUGCAUUACGGAAGAGAUUGUUUGCUGGUAUUGCCCUAAUUGUUUAUUUGAAACGCCCAGUAGCAUGGUGAAGAGUGAGGGGAACAGAUGCACACGCAACUGUUUCAAUUGCCCUAUAUGUACGUCCCCUUUGGCUGUAUCCACUGUCGGGAACGGCGACGGGAAUGGCAGCUCGCAGAAUGGCCCCUGGAUAUUAACGUGCAGCUAUUGCAUGUGGACCACUCUCGAUAUUGGUAUUAAGUUUGAUAAACCAACAAAUAUCCGCUCCCAGCUGUCUUCCAUCUUCAAGGGAACUGAUCGGCGAGAAUCGAUUGCUAGACCGUCGCACAUGAGAUCACCGCUGUCCAGUUUUUCUUCCUUGCAGGAUAUAGCAGAUGGGCCUAGCCCCCAGGACGAGCAUCAAACGCAGGGCGCUCUCUCUGAGGAUAGCCAAUCGUCUCUCAACCACGAUGCCCGCUUUGCAGCAUUAAAAUCCUUCUAUCGGAGUCAGCUUGCAGAGACUACUUCGUCACCUGACCCAUUAAUUGGACCAGAACUUGGCUCGUACUCUUCACCGAGUGCACUCAGUCGUAUAAUGUCACUAUAUGCCUCAGGCCUGGGUGGAUUGCACGGCAGUGGCGCCAAAAAGGCCAAAUCUAGGCCACCCGUCAUGCGUGAAGCCCUGACGCAAUCCGAAGGAUUACAUAUCCCACCUGCAGGAGCAGAAAGCGCUACAGUCCAAAAGAUGGCCACGGAAGGUUGGGACGGGCUUGCCUCAAUGGAGCAACGAUUAUUCCAGCUACCAGGCACGCGGUUUGUGGAUGAUCUAUGCCCUCUCCCCGCCUUUCUCCGCACAAAGAGGUCGAAACGCUGCAAAGCCUGCAAGCACAUACUCGUUAAACCUGAGUUUAAACCUCAAUCUACACGUUUCCGCAUCCGUCUCAUCGCAAUCAGUUACAUACCCCUAACUAACCUACGACCCAUCGUCCCGUUGCCGCCAACACCACCCGUCAACCUCGACGCUCUUGAGCCAUUCAAACCAGUUCAGUUACUCCUUACCCUGAAAAAUCACAUGUUCGACCCAAUCCGUGUUACUCUCGCCACGCCAUCGGUGACCCCCGGCCGUGUAGCUUCGAGGGUCACUAUUCUAUGCCCGGAAUUCGAAGUAGGCGCGAACACCGACGUGUGGGACGAAGCGCUCCAAUCUAGUAGCGCCCCAGAUCCACGCUCAUCUAGAUCGGGUGUGGAAAAAGUUGCGGAAGCGGGAAAAGUCUGGGAUAAGGGCCGCAACUGGUCUACAGUGGCUAUGGAAGUGGUCCCGGGAUCACUGGCUGACCUGGGUGAAAGUGGACUAACUGAGGAUGAAGAUAUUCUUGAGAUACCUAUCUUUGUGAGACUUGAAUGGGAAGCAGAGGGGGUCAAUGAAGGUUUGAACCUGUCUUCAAAGCCAGGUAGUAAGAAAACCGAUGUGGAGAUGGUAAAGCGGGAGCUAGCAUAUUGGACGGUGCUGGGAGUCGGGAGAAUCGUCGCUAGCGGUGCGGGUGAAAGGUAG
This is a messenger RNA of Coccidioides immitis RS, 1764 nucleotides long. RefSeq names its product dynactin Arp1 p62 subunit RO2. The transcript is spliced from 2 exons. The record is from RefSeq and is a predicted model, not a curated record. Bases 1 to 1764 code for a protein of 587 amino acids. Gene Ontology annotation, cellular component: dynactin complex. Lineage: Eukaryota; Fungi; Ascomycota; Eurotiomycetes; Onygenales; Onygenaceae.